Molecule: messenger RNA, 2430 nt
Organism: Paramuricea clavata
Lineage: Eukaryota; Metazoa; Cnidaria; Anthozoa; Malacalcyonacea; Plexauridae
Source: the annotation of a GenBank genome assembly
AUGUCUCGACACCCCCUGAACACAAGUGCAAAACAUUGUCAAGGCGAGUUAGCAGAAGAGUACAUCACCUUCAUUGCACAGCACACUACUCCAAAGUCCAUCAGCCUGGAAGAAAUUAAACAGCAAACAAAAGAUGACCAUCUUGAUGAUCAACCGUCAGAUGAAGAAGAGGAUGAGAUGGUAAGAAACGAACAGGAUCAAGAAAACGAAGAGGAUGAAAGAAGGUACCCUGCAAGGGAUAGACAACAAACAAACUUUUAUCAUGAUCCGGACUCGGCAAUUCUCAGUCAUUAACUUAUUAACUGGUAAAUAGGGUCCAGGUACUAUUAAAACAAAUUUUGAGUUAUAGUUUUGCAUGUUCUGAAGUUAGAAAGUAUUAAAUGUGAAGGUAGGGAGGAGUGUGAUGAUGACGUUAACGUCACAUACCGUAUAUAGACAACAAUGCUUUGCGAGGACAUAAGCUAGACAGCAUGGCGAACAGUGCAUGGCGAGCUUGAUAUUAUUGUAUUUGAAAAACAACUUAUAGUUAAUAAAGCUUGGAUAUUACAUCAUUGACAUUUUUAAAAAGUCUUUGAAGACAUUUUUAUUUGAGAAAGCUUUUGCUUGAAGUUUAGAUCAUAGAUUACGUUGAUAUAUAUUAUAGAUUAGUAUUUUUAGAAUAUGUAUAUAAUGUUGUUCUUUUAAUUCUUGUAAUGAUCAUUUGAAAAUGUACUUCCAUUGAUUUAUGCGCAAUAUAAAUUUUAUAGUAAUAAUAACAACUGCCUAUUCAUAGAAUCACAUGUACAGUAUUUUUAGAUAUACAUUUUAUUAAUCACUUUAGAGAGGGUUAUUAAAAGAUGAAAAGAUAAAGCUCCCUUACAAUGCUAACAUAAGGAAUCCUUCCACUUCAUGCUCAUCCAACAGUGAGAAACUCAACUUAUCUGAUAGUGUUGGUCGGAAACGGAGAAAAUUGAUGUUGGAACAUGCGGAGGAAAUGAAUUCUAGACCUGCAGAAGAUGCAAACCAUAGAAAAAAGUGUGCACUAGAUGGUAUGUGGAGCACUUUAGUCAAUUCCGCUAAUGUGCAUGACAUAAAGGCAUACAUGGAAAAGUCACCAAAGGUUAUGACAGAAAUAAUUCCCUCAAUUGUGAACAAUGUGGUUAGAAAAUAUGAGCACAGUCAGACUAACCUGGUCUGAUCAGCUGGUGUUUUAUAUGAAGGAGGUAUAAGUAGUAAGAAACAAUAUAACUGAAAGCACAGUCAAGAAAUCUUUGAAGUUGACAAGCAUGGUAAGAAGCACCAGACAACCUUCAUGCACCCAAGUUGAUGGAUUACAAACGGGUAAUGCAGUUUGUCGAAUCUGUAUAUCAUCGCCAGAAAUCGCGGACAUUGAACUGGGGGAUAUCGGUUUGCAUUGUUGUCCCUUAUUAUCCUCCGCUAUACCUUUUAUUCACUCUUCGAAAAUUCAAAAUGGCGUCUCGUCGAAAGAGUGUUCCAGUAUUAAAUUAUAACGAAUUAAACAAUUUAUCUUCUGAAAUUAUUUUUAAAACUGGAAGGAAACCCAAAGGAAAGUUCUUUUCUGUGGAAAGAAUAAUUUCUCGGAGAAAGGUUGCGCAUGUAAGUUAAUUUUUGGAAGUUUAAUGCAGUUAUUGAUUUUGUCACUCAUUUUGGAUUACAUCUGAAAUAUAUAAAUGAAUUUAUUGAAUUGUAAUUUUAUAAUAAUUAAACCCUUGCUUCGUUUAUAAUUUAGAGUUGGGAAUAUUUGGUGAAAUGGACUGGAUGGCCACUUGAAACAUGCAACUGGGAGCCCUUUGAUCAUUUAACUCCAACACUUUUAAGGUAUUAAAGGCACUUUAUACACUAUUUCUUUAAAUUGUUGUAAUUCGUCCUGUCUAAAGACCGAUAACGGCUAAAGGCUUUUUGUCGAACUUUUUACUCAGGAACAUGCACAGUUUCUUACCCUUUCUAUCUGUCUCCAAAGUGCGUUUUGUGUAAAGUCAACUGCAAAUUUAUGUUUUUACAGGAGCUAUGAUCAUCCUCCAAAACCAGAUCGAACAAAAAAGAAUAGAGCAGAGCAGCAGGAAUUUCUUUGAAGCAAUUUCAAAAUGCCUGAAAUCUAAGUCAGUUCUAUCGACAGAUGCUAAUAUUGAUUUGGAUGUUCAAAGGUGGAUGUGGCAAGGAAAAGGAAUUGCAUCAGAGCAUAAAGGCUACAAAUUGUAUAAUUUACAUGAUUUCUGCAAUUUGGAUUUACCAGAGACAUGGUGGUAUUACCUCGACCAUCACGGAGAAGGAAAAGCCUUAAAUUUUCCUAUUAAAAUGAAAUCUAUAUUAUCUUGGACUCCAAAACGUUUCAUUUUUGAGGAUGGACAGUUGAAGCAGGCAAAGAGACUUCCUAUUAUAAGGGUUAAGAUUAAUUUUUGCAAACGAGCAUGUAAUGUUGAAACUUUGUGA